Messenger RNA from Spirodela intermedia, 6318 nucleotides. The record is from the annotation of a GenBank genome assembly. Lineage: Eukaryota; Viridiplantae; Streptophyta; Magnoliopsida; Alismatales; Araceae.
AUGACGAAGAUACAACAUAGAGUUUUCGGGUUUUUUGUUUCAAGUCUCACUCCCGCCGCCGUGCCACGCCACCUCUCUCACCUCCUCCCGCGUCGGCGUGGGGCAGCGAGCUUCCACUGCUCCGCCGCCCCGUCUCCGCGGAGUUACAGCGUUACGCUCAUCCCGGGAGACGGCAUCGGCCCGGAGGUCGUCUCGGUCGCAAGAGACGUGUUAUAUCUCGUCGGUUCUCACGAAGGCGAGGCCCUUCCUCUGAAACUAACUGUUCCUUCUUUACUCGUUCCAUCGUCGUGGUCGCCAUUCUCAUCACCUCUCUGAUUCCUUUUGUUGCCAUUUCUGCCAAAAAUUGUGUUUAUUCCAACUGACGGAAACUGAUCCAGGGAUCGAGUUCAGAUACCAAGAGGUGCCAAAUGGGCGGCACGGCUCUGGACGCGGUCGGAGUUCCGCUUCCAGAGGAGAUCCUCUCCGUCGCAAAGGAUUCGGACGCAGUCCUUCUCGGCGCCAUUGGAGGGUCAGUGUGGAUUGCCUGUCUGGCUUUUUCCUUUAUGUGCUGCCUGCAGCAGGAUCAACGAGAAGACUCGGGUCUAUCCUCCUUUACUGGCCUCUGAGAGACCCACUCUCUUGCAAACCUAUUGCAGGCCCUCUCGAAUGUACCCAAUCUCGGGUUUUCCUCGAGGACUUGAUUUCGUUUCUUGCUCAUUAUUCUCCUCUGGUCCCAUCGAAAACACGGGGGAAUCUCCAGGUACAAAUGGGAUUCGAAUGAGAAAAGUCUGAAGCCUGAGACGGGCUGCUUCAGCUCCUGGCGUGACUUGGGGCCUUCGCCAAUCUGAGACCAGCUUCCGUCUUUCCCCAGGUAACCUCUAUCUCUAAUGCCAUUACACUUCUAUUCACCAGAAAAUGUUCUUACAUGCACGUCAUCAAUUGGAAGGGAAUUUUUCUUCUGCACGCUCGAAAUAGCCGCAGACUAAAUCAUAAUGUCAACAUCUUCUUCUUGUAGGCUUCUGUGCAUGAGUUAAUGGCCACUCAAUUGGAAUUGCAUAAUGCCUGUGAUCUUCACAUUAACUUUACGUUUAGUAAUCAUAUAUUCUAGAAGGGUCAAACAAAAGGGGGAGCUUAGUUCAGAAGUCAAAUGAAAGUGGAAAAUAGGCGAGGGAAAGCUUGGCAAUAUAGAACUGAAGAACUCUGAUGAAUGGAAUGGGUGUGCCCAUAACAGUGAAACGGCAGUUCUCUAGAGUACUUUGCACUUAGUUUUAUCUAUCAUCCCCCUCAUUGUCUUUUUUCUGAUUGGAUUCCAUGGGCAUGCAAUGUACAAUCCAAGGAUUUGAGAAGAUUACUACUAAUUGGGAAGAUUCAACAUUAAAAGACUUACUCUGGUCAGUUUAUGUAAUAUAUGAAAGGCAAAAGGAUCAACCUUAAUUGCUGGGCUUUUGUUCUUCAACUUUUUUUUAAUAGAAUGGUGAACUUGAUGAAAUCCUUCGCUUUUAAAGAAGAAAUUAUUUGGGAUAUGCUUUUAGACCAGUUGAAGAACGUUCAAAAAUUCGUUAAAGAGUUUGCUCUUGGUAGCUUGAAAGUAACUACUUCCAGUUAUACUGUUCAUGAGACCCUAAUUCUGCCCAGGUAAAGAAAUUAUUUUUCUUCUUGGGCUAACCCCCUCUUCUUUCUGUUAAUGCACAUUUUCAUUGGUUUUUGUUCUUCUUAUGGUCCUAUGUUACAAUAAUGAAAAGGACCUCAGUUUUUCCGAGUCAUCUGGAUGAUUAUUUUUUUAAUGAUUUUUCUUUGCUGUAUUCUGAAGAAGGACGCAUUGACGUUCUGGGUUUCAAUGCUUACUGUAGCUAGUUGACUCUUCCACUUUAAAGAGGGGAGGUUGCCGAGGGAGUUGACAUAAUGGUGGUACAACAGGAAUCUAUUUUGGGAAGCCAAAGGGCUUCGGGACCAAGGAAAGUGGUGAAGAGAUUGGUUUCAAUACCGAGGUGUAUUCCGCAUCUUAGGUACUGACGGAUUCUUCUCAAUGUUGCUUCUAAAGAACUAAGCUACUUGACUCCCUCCUCCUCCCCUUGGUCUUGAAAAAUGAGAACUCUGUACCCAUCUUGGGCAUCGAUUCUUAAUGCUUGCUCUCUGAAAAGCCCAAUUCGGAUUUUAUUGAAACAGAAAGGUUGGGUCUGGUGGCACUUUGAAUCAUGAUGCGAUCACCAUUAGUUGCAGUUUCACGAAAUUAUAUCUGUCUAGCAUUGAAAAGAUGAGGAGUAGGGUGUUCAUGCAUACGUAAGAACUACACAAUAAAGAUACCAUCUUGGCAACAUGUAAUGAAAUAUAGGAUCAGAUCAUUUCUUGACUCGCGUGAUCCUUCCUCUUCCUCAAGGACCCUAGAAAUCGUAGAAGAAGAAGAAAAAAAAAAGCGAGGACUUGAAAGAACAUGGUGGUAACAUAACACCUGCUUGCCCUAGAAAUCUUGAAAAGAAAUUAUUUCUUUGUAUAUAUGCAUAUAUAUAUAUAUAUAUAUCUAUGAAUGCCCAGAACCAAAUAGUACUAAAAAGAAAGACAUCAACUUUAUAAAGUAUAUAUAGAACCCACUAAAUAGCUGACCCCAAAUAGUGACAGAGGAGUUGGGGGAAAGCUCAUUGAAAUCGCAGGAACUCAUCCUGCUCAUCUUUGGUUUCUAACUAUUCUUGGAAUUGUUUCAUUCAUUCUUCGGCUAAAUAUGGCAACUGGCCGGAAAGAGCCAAGGUUCAAGGCUUCCAGGGGGAGAAGUAUCUCUACCGGAUAUCAUAAUAAAUAGAGCCCGUGCCCAUGUUUCGCCUUUCAAGCCGUGCAAUAAUAUCCUGCUACCCCCACAUUCAGAAGCAAAGGAGAAUGAAUUCACCACCGCAUAAAUGCAGAAGAACAGGUUACAAAGAAGAAAAACGCCCUACAUAUGUAUUUCAAAGAAACAGUUUUUCUUUAACCCAUUACAUGAAAAAAUCGUGGGCAAGGACUGCCAACAGGAGAAGAACGAAAACUGAAGCAUUAUCGACCUCAGAAUGUCAUGCUGCAAAUGAGCCUGUAGUCAACACUACGUAGAGUCCCUCGUCAGGCCUGCAAAAAAAAAGAAGAAAACGAAAUCAAGUUAUUGAAUCAAUCUUGGGAAUUUUAUGGUCUUCGGGGAUCAGAAAAUUGCAAAAUGUGAUUGAAAGAUGAUAAAUUAUCACGACAAACAGAUGCUCUACAACUUGUUUAUCAGGAGGCUGAAGCUAAUUUAUCUCAAAAUAGUCGCAAUUGGUUGCCAAUUUUUUUUCUAAAUUUUUUCUUCAUAUCAGGGUUUCAAUGCCUUUAAUUUCAAUAAAUGAUCGUGACAGAGAUAUGCCCAAAUCAUUGCAUCUAAGGUACUUGAUGCCAAUAUACUCAAACAAUUGAUUACUGUGCUUUCCCAAAUGCUUUCUUCAGAUUAGGGUUUGAAAACAUUCAAAAUCAUUGAAUUAUCAACCGCCCUCUAGGCUCCUAUGAUCACCCAAAGCUCCUCUAAACCUCAAAUUCCCUAAACUACGCCCAAAAAAAAAAAAAAUCAGGCAUCUCAAGGAAUAGGUAUGCAAAAAAUAAUUCGGGUAGAGCCAUCCUUAUUGAAGGUUACCCAUUCGCCAAACAGAAUUGCACACAAGAUGAUUAAUCAGUAAAUUAAUCCACAAUGAGGUGAAUUAAAAUACCCGCAUGGGCAUAAUUAAUCCACAAUGUAUGCUUCACAAGGAACGUGGUAUACAUUAAAAUGUAACAAUGUAUACUGAUGAAGAAUAUACAUUAAAAUUUCCCACUUAAUAACUUACAUUUAAUACUGAUGAUUCCUCUUGUACUUCCCCUUCCCUCGCUUCCCCUUUUGCUUCUUCUUUGACUUCUUCCCUACGCCUCCCCCAGGCUUCAAGAACAUCCUCGUCUUGGAACUACCCGCAUCAGCCAUCUCAACAUCUGCUCAAAACAGAAACAGGAACUCUUCAAUGAGAAUGGGACCAUAUUAUGGAGAGACUAACGAAAACAUGCUAAAAAAGUGAUUAUAAUAGCAAUAAUAAAAACCAUAAUACUAAUGAUUUUCUUUGCGCAUCAACCCAAUUCUGAAGACAUGCUCGUCAACGUAUUUUGUCAAUGACUACUCUGCAGGAUGAUUAUUGGCGCAGGUUUUCAAAAAAAAAAAAAGCUAUACAGUCAUAACGAAAACCUCUUGGAGAAAGUUGGGACGCUUUGUUGAUGGACUACCUGUGGCAUGACUAUCGGCGCAACUUUUUAAUCAAUAUCUCCAUCAGAAAAUUGAGAUACUCUGUUACUGAUCACUCUUUUUGAGUGAUUAAUGGCGUAGGUUUUAAAAAUCAAAACUCAGAUAGAUACAAUGAAUAUCUCGUCAAGAAAGUUGAGAUGCUCUGGAGUUAAUGGACACUCUAUAGCACAGUUAACCGGAGCAUGCUUCAGAAAAGGUUCAUAGGGUUAUUAUAAUCAAUAUCCCUUUCACGACAAUUGAGACACUUUGUAAAUGAUCACUAGGCGGCAGCAUUAUUGGUCGGGUGCGAAAUAAGAAUCAUAUGGAUACAAUCAGUAUCUAAAAAGAAAACGGAUCGAAUCCAGGAGGACUGGAAUUUCUCUCAUCCUGUUAAAAAAAAAUUACACUGAAUCAUAUCCAACCCAAAUAAUUCAUCACACACGUUAGAAUGAGAUAGAGUCAUGAAACGAAGAUAUGGUUCGAGUUUUCAGUAAUUUACCCUACAACCGACAGAUCAGAGUUUCUGCAACUAGACGGCUCGAAAUUAAAGGAUUUAAAAAGGGAUAUAUUACGCGCUAACCACAUGUCGUCGGACGGUGAAGGUCCAUGCAUCUACUAAAGAGCAGAGAGAAUAUGCGGAACCCUUAAAUCCUCGCUGGUAAUCGAAUAAACCCACGCGAACAGACGUACUCACCGCAACCAGAAAUUACCACAAGAAAAAAGAGACGACACGCUCCACAACGACGGGACGAGAAUCCAGGAAAAGAGACUCCAGCUUACCCAUUGUGUUCGUAGAAGCCGUGGCCGGGGAAGCAACAACCUCGGAGCCCAUCCCAACCCCCUCAUCUUCGCCCUUUUUGGGAACGCGGACGGGCAAUUUCGGCGCGGCAAGGGCAGCCUGUUGAGCGGCGAGUUUGGACGUCUCCUUCUUGUCGUAGAAGGGCUGUGCGAGAUCACGCCGCAGCGUCCUCAGCCGCCUCUGCAUCUUCGACCUCAAAGACUUCGCCAUCUUUUCCUCUUCUCCUGGCCGCGGGGCGAUUCUCUCGGAGCUCUGCGAAAACCCUAAAACCCAAGAGAGAAUUCAAAGGGGCUCCUUUUCUAAGCCCGAGCACCCCUCUCCCCCGCCCCAGCCGAGCUGGGGCGGGCUGACGGGCCGGGCCCGAAAUACUGUGGGAUUAAAAGAAAAGAAAGAUCCCCAGGCAAUUAAUUAAUUUUCCAUUAAAAUAAAUAGAAUUUCCAUUAUUUAAAUCAACGAAUUUCUUCAGACAACUGCGAUUGAAAUGGCUCAGCAGAUUUUUUUUUUAAGAUAACAUGUAUUUUUAAUUAAUUUAUUAGUAAAAUGCAUGGGUUAAACCAGGUUUUUUUAUUCAACAAAAAAUCCACAGCCCAAUAAAAAAAAUAAUUAUAAUAAUUAUUCGAUUAUUUCAACUAUUCAAUUUUCUUGUGACCGAGAUCGUAAGUAUCCUCUUUGACUGAUCCAUCUAAUCGAUCACAAGGGAUAAAAAAUAAAUAUAAAACAUUUUCAAUGGGUGUUAAAUUUCGUAAAGAAAUAUAUAAUUACAUAUGGAUAUAAUAUUUGGUGCACAGAUAUUAAGUAAAAUAACUUAUUGACCAAGGUUUCGAUGUAUGUCAUUCAGCAUAUUUAAUAAUUUGUAAAAUAUAUUACUGAAAAAAUGUUACAAAAAAAAUAUUUUAGUACCGAAUUAAUUUGUAAUAUUAAUAAGAUGUCUUGGCUUCCAAGAAUAUGCCGAAAAAUAAAAUCUGGUCCAAAUUUUUUCUCAAUAUCUGCAAAAUAAGUGCACAAGGUCUAAGAAACCUUAUUUACAAGCGUGAAUAAAAAAUUUAUUUUUUUUAAAAAGUACGCUGAGUGUAAUAAUCUUAAUAUUCCCCACAGAGGAAUUCCUUUGAAUAUUUUUUCCAAUAUAUUAAAAUGAAAAAGUAUAAUUUGAUGCCAACAGGAUUUUGAGAGAUCGAAUAUGAGGCCUUAAAUAUUUAUUGAUUUAUUAUUUUCCAGCAUCUGCAGGCCGUUAGAUGUUUUAUGUGGUAGAUUUUUUAAGAAUAUUUUGAAUGCAAGACUUUUUGUCUGCAGUCAGACAGCCGACUGA